AUGUUAUUGCGGAAGUCUUUUAGUACCAGGAUCAAGUUCAUAUACCUUUGUAGAAGGUACUCAUUCGUAGCCGAUGCUGUGAACGAAUGUCGGCAGCAACAAAAGUUUCUAGAAGAGUAUAAAGUGAGAACAGUGUUGGAGCAACCCAUCGUGCACUACUCAAAGAAGAAUCUCCCACAUUUCCUGGUGAACGAACUAUAUAAUCAAUCUGCGCGUCUUUCGCCAUCUUUCAUCUUACAGAAUGCCAGAGAGACAAUCGAGCAAUUGUUGGUGUUCAACGCUCGCAGGUUAAAAGAGUUUCGCAAACUUCCUUACUUGGCAAUCUUGAACCCUUCCAUUCUGGAGAACUACGAUGUAUAUUUAGAGCUGAUGAGCAAGUUGCUAAAUGCCAGCUUGUAUACCCCACACACUUUGCAGGAGAAUAAAGAUUUCGCUGAGGAAGUUUUGACAAAGUUUAUUGAGGCACAUGCCGAUACCUUACCAAGUCUAUCCAAAGGCUUUAGGGAAGUGGAGAACUUGUUGACUCCCAGCCAAGUCAAACACUUUUUGGAUAACCACCUUAAAGAGAGGAUACGAAUGAGACUUAUUGCGCACCAGCACAUUGAACUUACGAGGUCUUUGAACAACCCGGAAACAUUUGUUCCUGGAGGAAAGUAUAAUGGUGUGAUUAAAUUGCUUAAUGUGUUUGAUGUGAUAAAGAACAAUGUGGAGCUUGUAAAUGACAUUACUAUGUUGCAAUACGACCAAUCAGUAGCCGUCGAAAUCGAUUCGAAUUUGAAGCCAGGCAAUACUACGGGCUUGGCAACCACCACCACCACCACCUCCACCACCACCAACACAACAAAAGAAGGAGCCGAAGCAAGUCUGAAUGGGGAACUCUUGUUUCCUUAUAUUGAAUACCAUCUUGACUAUGUUUUUAUGGAAUUGCUUAAGAAUUCAUUCCGUGCACAUAUCGAAAACAAAGUUUUAGACCCCGUGCGAAUCACCGUAUCCAUUACCGACUCCGACGCAAGCGGCAUGGAAAUUAGAAUUAGGGAUAAAGGUAAAGGGAUUCCGACAAAGGAGCUAGACCAUGUUUUCGACUAUUCAUUCACCACAUACGAAGGUAACGAAGGUGAAGGAUUCAAGACUUUAAAUGUUCCUCCUGAAGAACUAGGCGGAGGAAAGAAUGUUGCUGGUAUGGGAUUCGGAUUGCCAUUGGCAAAGCAGUACAUUGAGGUAUUCAACGAGGCAGUCGAGGGGCUGCAUACAUAUGAGGCUGAAACAGGUAAGAGACGAUCAAAGGGUCUGUUGAGCGUGCAAACUUACCCUGGAUGGGGCACCGACGUCUAUUUAAAGACAGCCAAUAUAUAG
Messenger RNA from Lodderomyces elongisporus, 1353 nucleotides. RefSeq names its product alpha-ketoacid dehydrogenase kinase family protein. The transcript has a single exon. NCBI's taxonomy places the organism in Eukaryota, Fungi, Ascomycota, Pichiomycetes, Serinales, Debaryomycetaceae. Gene Ontology annotation, cellular component: mitochondrion. Gene Ontology annotation, molecular function: pyruvate dehydrogenase (acetyl-transferring) kinase activity. Bases 1 to 1353 code for a protein of 450 amino acids. Gene Ontology annotation, biological process: regulation of glucose metabolic process; protein phosphorylation. The record is from RefSeq and is a predicted model, not a curated record.